Messenger RNA from Ostreobium quekettii, 1224 nucleotides. The record is from the annotation of a GenBank genome assembly. Lineage: Eukaryota; Viridiplantae; Chlorophyta; Ulvophyceae; Bryopsidales; Ostreobiaceae.
AUGGCGGAGCACCUGGGGCCGACGGCCGGCGAACGCCGCCCCCCGGCCGCGGCCAGACCAUCGGCGGGGAUGCGGCGCGGCAACCGCGGCGUGCCGCCAGACAUGGAUCCUUCCCAUGGGCUGGGCGAGGAGGGGUCGAUCGAUCAAGCCCUCCUGGAGCCCUGCCGGUCGAUCGAGAUCGGCAUGGCGGGGAUGCAGUCUUCCGAGGAGGUGGGGACCGACAGCGAGUCGGAUAGCGGGGAGUCGGGGAUGCAGAGGACCGGGAUGGCGGGCAGCGGGGAGGGGAGGAGGGAGAGGCGGAUUUUGGCCAACAGAAGAUCGGCACAGAGGUCGCGGACGAGGAGGAUGCAGUACAUCCACGAGGUGGAGCGCAAGGUGGAAGAGCUGCGCGCAAAGUCUGAGGCCAUGUCGGCCGCCCUCUUGCAGCUGCGCCGCCACCACUCAGACCUUAGUCAUCGCAAGGCAGACUUGCAGGGCAGGGUUGCAUCGCUGAUGGCCAGUUCGCAACAGCGGGAGGCCGCCUGCUGGGAGCUGAGGUGCGAGGUCAGCCGACUGAGGUCCCAGGUGACAGGAACGCCAGUGGGGGGCGCCACAGAUCAGGAGCAAGGUGACAGGCCGGGGGCAGAGGGUAGGGGUCAGGGCAUGCUGCAGGUGCCGCUCGGCGAGUCCACCCCCCCAGGCGCGACUGUGGCGCGGGACCCUGCUCUGCUGCCUGGGGCACCUGCCCCUGGACCAGUUCACGGAUCAGCAAACAGUUCUGCCACAGGGCAUGAUCCGCUGCGUGGGCCGACACUGUCCAUCAUGGACAGCCGGCGGGAUGCCUACAUGGAUGCCCUCACUGCCCAGGCGGCUGCACUGCAGUCCCACAAUGUGGACCUUGCCAACAGCCUCCUGCAAAGUGAGCAAAGAAGUCAACAAAGUCAACUCUGGCAUGGACAAGGUCAGCAGAUGCACGGCCACAUACACCAGCCCUUUCGGGACAUCGAGGACUCCUAUUUUUUGGACCGGCCUCUGGGCGACGAUGGCGUGAUUGACCUAUUAGGGGAGGUCUUAGGUCAGGAGCCCGCAGGCCUGUGCGACCUGUGGCCCACUUGGCCGGACCCCGGGGCCCGGGGGCUGGGCCACCAGUACUUUGUGGCCGAGGUGGCAGAUGGGCUGGCAGCUGAUGUGGAGCUCAUGGGCAGCGUGGGGGCGCAGCAGGGGCAGGGUGCAAUUGGGGUGUGA